AACAUCCUGGUCAUCAUGGCCGUGUCCCUGGAGAAGAAGCUGCAGAACGCCACCAACUACUUCCUGAUGUCCCUGGCCGUCACCGACAUGCUGCUGGGCCUGCUCGUCAUGCCCGUCUCCAUGGUGACCAUCCUUUACGGAUACAGCUGGCCCCUGCCUGCCACUCUCUGCCCAAUCUGGAUCUAUCUGGACGUGCUCUUCUCCACGGCGUCCAUUAUGCAUCUGUGCGCCAUCUCACUGGACCGCUACAUCGCCAUCCGCAACCCCAUCCAGCACAGCCGCUUCAACUCCCACACCAAGGCCUUCCUGAAGAUCAUGGCCGUCUGGACCAUCUCUGCAGGGGUUUCCAUGCCGAUCCCGGUCAUGGGUCUGAAGGACACCUCCAAGGUGCUCAGGGAGAGCAGCUGCCUGCUGACGGACGACAGCUUCGUGCUGAUUGGCUCCUUCGUGGCGUUCUUCAUUCCCCUCACCAUCAUGGUGGUGAUGUACUUCCUGACCAUCAGCGCCCUGCAGACGGAGGCCACGCUGUGCCUGGACCAGCUCGUGCCCCGGCCCCGCUGGGCCCUCAGCGUCCUCCCCCCCGCCCCGCUCUCCUCCGAGAAGCUCCUCGGCCGUCUGCUGAGCGGGCGGGGCCGGGAGCCCGAGGCGGGCCACGCCUUCGGCCGGCGGGCCAUGCAGUCCAUCAGCAACGAGCAGAAGGCCUCCAAGGUGCUGGGCGUGGUGUUCUUCCUGUUCGUGGUCAUGUGGUGCCCGUUCUUCGUCACCAACGUGCUGGCGGUGGUGUGCAAGAGCGCGUGCGACGCCGACGUCAUGGCGGGCCUGCUCAACGUCUUCGUCUGGGUGGGGUACCUGUCCUCCGCCGUCAACCCGCUGGUCUACACGCUCUUCAACAAGACCUACCGCUCGGCCUUCGCCCGCUACGCGCGCUGCCGCUACAGGGAGGAGAGGAAGCCCCUGCAGCUCAUCCUGGUCAACACCAUCCCCCCGCUGGCCUACAGCUCCUCCCGGCUGCCCCUGGGGCUCGACAGCCCCGUCAGGAACGGCGGCUGCAAGGCGCGGGGGCAGGCCAGGUCCGUGGUGACUCUGAGGACAAACGCCUCCAACGCCAGAGGGGAGCACAUCAGUCACGUAACCCCGAGCGCGCCUGAGCUCUCAGGGCAGCAGAAGAAGCUGAGGGAGUCGAGCCGUGCGGAGGGGUUCGUGAACGUCUCUUACCUGAGGAAACCUGCCGAGGCCAAGUGGGUGGACAGUGAUUGA
Molecule: messenger RNA, 1257 nt
Organism: Conger conger (European conger)
Lineage: Eukaryota; Metazoa; Chordata; Actinopteri; Anguilliformes; Congridae
Product: 5-hydroxytryptamine receptor 2A-like
Exons: 4
Coding region: 16-1257 (413 amino acids)
Biological process (GO): chemical synaptic transmission; G protein-coupled receptor signaling pathway, coupled to cyclic nucleotide second messenger
Cellular component (GO): dendrite; membrane
Molecular function (GO): neurotransmitter receptor activity; G protein-coupled serotonin receptor activity
Source: RefSeq, a predicted model, not a curated record